Molecule: messenger RNA, 3699 nt
Organism: Anopheles funestus (African malaria mosquito)
Lineage: Eukaryota; Metazoa; Arthropoda; Insecta; Diptera; Culicidae
Gene: Naa30A
Product: N-alpha-acetyltransferase 30A
Exons: 2
Coding region: 588-1853 (421 amino acids)
Biological process (GO): N-terminal peptidyl-methionine acetylation
Cellular component (GO): NatC complex
Molecular function (GO): protein-N-terminal amino-acid acetyltransferase activity
Source: RefSeq, a predicted model, not a curated record
GAGAGGUGCAGCAAUAGUGGGAGCUGCAACAGCACUGGUAGUGGUAGUAGCAAAAUAAAAAAAAAAGACUACACACAAGUAGUCCGCAGGAAAAGUGCACCAGUAUUUUGAUUCUCAUCUAUUACCCAGCACAAUUUGCUCGACGAACAGCAAGCAUUUGUCCUUGGUCGGAACAGUCGUUCGGCCACGCAAAAGUCGAUUCCUGUGAUCCACUCCCUCCGGACAAUCGACCGUCGAACGGGCACGGGUUAACUCCCCUGAUUGGAAAAGGCUAGGGAGGAAAAAAAAGGGAAUAGAAAAAAUGAUAUUGAUUACGAAAACCGUAUGAUAUAGAUCGAGGAUCGCAACACGCUCGUGAACAGCUUCAGGUACGGCACAGUCAAGGAAUCGAUAUACAGCUCGGUGACAAUUCAUCGCUCCGCUCCUACUAAAUUUGGCUGCUGCUAAGCGCCAAAUGUGCAAGUGAUUUUCCCGUUUUUUACUCCAAGCAACACAUUAAAUAGCUCCCAGGGCCUUCGAUCAUCUGGUUUUUGCUUGAGGCACGCAAACCAUCGAGCCAAACUCAAGUAGAACCUGUUUCCAGCCGAAUGGAUGUUAUCGGACAGGACGAUCGUCCGACGGCAACGGGAACAGGCGGUAAGCUCACCAAUGGAAAUGCAACGUCGGCGGAGGAAAGCUCGACGGUGGCGGUAGCGAGCGGUGCCGGAAGACGCAAAAAGGCCAAGAGGAAAAAUAAAGCUAAAAAUAGUCAGACCGAGCCGGAGAUGACGGGCGAAACGAAUAUGACAAUCUCCGGCCCCCUAGACACGGCGAUGAUGAAACCACUGAAGGCUGUGCUAGCGAAGGACGUGCAACAGAGUGUUGCAGUGACUGUAAAUAGUAGUUGUAAUAGUAAUAGCAGUAACCAUAGCAGUAGUCAUAGUAACGGACUACCGGAGGAGCCAGUAACGUCCGUAGAUGCAAUCAGCAAGAAGCUGGAGCAAUGUGUUCAAAUCGGCCGCAAUGGCUUGACGCAUAAUGGUUUGCCAAAUCACGGUACCGUCGGAUGGCCGGAUGCUGGCAAUACACCUAGUGAUGAAACAAGUUGCGCAGAAACAUCAACGCUAGCAAAGGACAAGAAUGCGUCCGGUAGGAAAAAGCACCGUAGUAGGCAAACGAAAAAAGGACCCACAACUACAACCUGUACAGAGAACGGAACCGAAGAGAAUGAAGAAGAAGGCAAAUCUCAAACAACAUCAACUGCCUUUCAGGGAACGAGUGGUAGCGAGAAGAAUGAAUCAAACGAUGGGAGUGUUAGGAAAGAUACUAACGUGACGGAAACAACUGGCCCCGAUUCUACUUCUUCCCCGUCGGAUACAAUACUACCGGACGACAGCAAACCAGCGCUCACGCCAAUGGAAAUCACGUACCAGGUGUACGAAUCGGAACGACAAAUGCCUGCCAUUAUGGCCCUGAUUCAGAAGGAUCUAUCGGAACCGUACUCGAUCUAUACCUAUCGCUACUUCAUACACAACUGGCCAAAGCUGUGCUUCCUCGCACUGCACCGGGACACGUGUGUCGGUGCGAUCGUCUGCAAGCUGGACAUUCACCGGCAAGAAACGCGCCGCGGAUACAUUGCGAUGCUGGCAGUGGACAAGGACUAUCGGAAGCUAAAAAUCGGUACCACACUCGUGCAGCGUGCAAUACAGGCUAUGCUGGAAGAUAACGCAGACGAGGUGGUUUUGGAGACGGAAAUUACGAACCAACCGGCGUUACGAUUGUACGAAAAUUUAGGCUUCGUGCGCGACAAGCGGCUCUUUCACUACUAUUUAAACGGUGUCGAUGCGUUACGGCUAAAGCUGUGGUUCAGAUGAAUGUGCGGCCUGCACGUAAAUGGCUCCGUCUGUCCUUAUCCUUUCGUACCGUAAAAAAACCCCCGAACGGAAUUUUACCUUCCGAUGAGAAGAGACAGAAAGUAACAAAAACACGCCAAUGCAGCAAAUUGCAUGUUUGAAAAGCAGAUACGGAUGGAUUCUUAGUUGAUGGAGCGCAGUCAGAUAAGGCACGAUUAACGAUACAUUCAGUUGGUAGAGAUUUCUCAUAGUAAAAAAAAAUCCAAGGAAACAUUGUUUCCCUCUCUAGAGAAAUCAUGUAUAAAGAAAUGGCCAGAACCCUUGACAGCUUAGUUUCAGCUGUAAACGGAUACUCACUUUUUGUAAGGCUUGCUAUUAGUUGCAUGUUAUUUUGUGACAGAGUACCAUUUUUGGGCAAUAUAGUUAACGAUACGUUUUUUUUCCUUCUACACACGUAACACUACCAAAUAUUGGACCGAACAAUGUUCAGUCGGUGUUUCCUCGAGAGGAAUUCAAAAUUGUCUCGGAUCGGAUGAGGGAACCCGCUACCAAAAAAGUAAACCAAUUAUUUAUGAAAACAACAAGAACGUUUAUAAUUUUCCACAUACUCUGCUCUAUCAUAGAAGCAAUUCGAUUUGUUGGCCGCCUCAUCAUUACCACCCAACUAGGCCUACGUAGUCUUAUAUAAAGUGACUUGAUUUACCCAGCAAAGGGUUUGUCUGUCCUCCUACGACGUGAGUGAAUAAGUACGCCGAGAUAUUAAAUCGUUCGGAACGGGCCUGUGUUCUGUCUCUACGUUACCGACGUUUAGGACGACUCUACGUGCCCAAUUAUGUGUCUUCAUUGAGCAACCUAAUAGAAGGAUAUGAUGUUUGCUCUACUAAUACUACUGACUGAUUCGGCACCCGCUUUUAGUACUUCCUGUGUAAUGUGUCUUUUCUUUGUGCAAACUGUAAUUUGCCAAAAAAUGGAAACAAACAUAAUUAGCACAAAUAAUUUAUUACGAAUGAAUGAAACGUGAGCAAACGGAUAUGCACCGCAAAAAAAAACGAAAAGCUGUACACAGCACCUGUAAUCUUUGUUUUGUAAUAUAUAGUAUUGCGUAUAGAUAUAUCUAUAUAUGUGUGUGUGUAUUUAGCGUUUGUUGGAUUGUUUUUAGUUCUCACGUGCGGUGUGUAUUGUGUGCUUCCAACAUUAAGAAUGGUCACACGGGCACGACGAUUGAAUGUGUAAAAUUGUUUCGUUCGGUGAAUUUGUGGCAAAUGUUGGUGUGUAGUUUUGGUUUGUCCUCAAAUGUGAACAGUUAACAUGUAAACAUGGCGUGGAUGAGGUUCCCUUUACUUUCCUUCUCCCCAACAUGUGUAAAUUAAUUUUUAUUCCAUUACACGGUACAGAGAUUUCAGAUUUCGGCUGAGGUUUACUAAGGAGCGGGAUGGGAAGGAACGGGCAAAAUGUGUAGGCUAGUAGUAGUGGAUGCUUUAGGUGUCCAGCAACUCGUAUGUCCAAGAGUGUCGCGGUUUUUGUUUGUAGGGUAGAAAGGGUGAAAUUAUAACAAAAUAAAAAAAAAGAUAAGAAAAGCGUACGCGAAUACGAAAUCCGAAAAACGAUUUCGCAUUGUAAAUAUAACGGUGUAAGUAAGAUCAUUGAUGAAAGCAUUUGGGCGAAGGAAACAAACAAACAAAAAAAAUUCAAUAAAAUCAAACAACACAACGUGGGGGGGGGGAUCGUUCGGUUGUGGAAUAUAGUGAAGCAAAACCGACGCAGUGGCGGAUAAAAUUAUUACACUUUUUUUUCUUUUAUUCAACACUUUAAAGAUCUUCUUGUUAAUACUUAUUCGCUAAAUAUUCCUUCGAUUUUAUCUGUUCCA